This is a messenger RNA of Doryrhamphus excisus (bluestripe pipefish), 1096 nucleotides long. The record is from RefSeq and is a predicted model, not a curated record. Lineage: Eukaryota; Metazoa; Chordata; Actinopteri; Syngnathiformes; Syngnathidae.
GUUUAGUCAGUUGAGUAGCCCUUCGCCGAUAGACAACGCUCUCCUUCAAUCCCUUUGUACAGUACGACAGUGUGCGUCGGUGAUGAUAGUCCACAGUCCUGUCCGCCCGAAGGAUGGAGCGUCCAUGGAUGCACCAGGUGAUCGCCCCUGGCACCCUCAAGGUGGGAGACCGCGUGCACAUCCACCUGGACCAUUUUCCAUCUCUUUGCCACAUUGCAAUAGUGACAAGUCAUCUUCCCUCAUGUAUGUAAGUACAGAAAUAGGCCCUGCACCUUAUAAUACGCUCCGCCUUAUGUAUGUAAGUACAGAAAUAGGCCCUGCACCUUAUAAUACGCUCCACCUUAUGUAUGUAAGUACAGAAAUAUUGUGUUAACAGACACCCCCUCUAUUUUUUAUUUUCUAUUAAACUACUCUGUUCGUAUGGAUAGGGUCAGUUACCAUUUUUCGCCAGUAGGUGGUGAUCUGGUCCCAUUGUGGAUCAAUUGGAGACUAUGCCUGUACGGUCUGCCCAUGCGCAGGACAAAUAACGGCGCAAGGCGUAAGGAAGAUGCUAACUGGUCCUCUCUGUUAAUCCACAGAUCUCGGCGGUGGAGCUGAGGACCAUCAUGAACAAGAUCGUCGCCAAGCGAAGUGACAUCAACACGGACGGCUUCAGCAUGGAGCUGUGUAGAGUCAUGCUAAACCUCAUGGAUGACAGCUGGAAUGGCAAGUUGGGCCUGGCCGAGCUCGCCACCUUGUGGAGGAAAGUGCAGCACUAUCUGUUCAUCUACAAGAAGAACAACGUGGACAACUCGGGCACCAUGACCACGCCUGAAAUGAGGGUGGCCUUUAAAGACGCAGGAAUCUUCAAGAAGUAGGACUCCGAUGACAGCGGCUCCAUUCAGCUCAAUUCAACCAGUGGUUGAACUUCUCCAUGAUCUGAGCGUCCGCCUACCAUCAACUACUUCCUGUUUGUCAGUGCCAUUUGAAAUCAUUGCAAGAAAAAACUAAGUAAAUAAAACUUAAUUCAAACUACAUUAGCAUGAGUGCUAGCAUGUAGCCAUCUUGGACCGUACUGCAUCCGUGAAAGUGGCUCAACCAACCCAGGCUUUGAGCU